GCGGCUGCCGCAGGCCGGCCGGCUGGCUCGGCGGGAGCAGGCAGGAUGGCCGGCGUCGCCCUGUACCUGGUCUCUACGCUGGGCGGCUACCUCCUCACCUCGGCGCUGCUGCUCAAAUGCCCGGGACUGCUGCACCGGCCUAAGCGGCAGCGCUUCCGCUGCCGGCACAUCUCCCACCGCGGCGGUGCUGGAGAGAACCUGGAAAACACAAUGGCAGCUUUUCACCAUGCAGUUAAUGUGGGGACAGAUAUGUUGGAGCUAGACUGUCAUCUGACAAAAGACGAACAAGUAGUGAUAUCGCAUGACGAGAAUCUGAAGAGAGCAACUGGAGUUGACAUCAGUAUAUCUGACCUCAAGUACUCGGAACUCCCACCAUAUCUGUGCAAAUUGGAUGUCACCUUUCAGAAAGAAUGCCACUGUGAGGGUGAAGACAAUCGCCUUCCACUGCUGAAGGAGGUGUUUGAGGCAUUUCCAAAUACUCCAGUCAACAUUGACAUCAAAGUGAACAACAAUGUGCUGAUUAAAAAGGUUUCAGAGUUGGUGAGCCAGUACAAACGAGAACAUUUGACAGUGUGGGGCAAUGUCAAUUAUGAGAUUGUGGAGAAGUGUCAUAAAGAGAAUGCUGAUAUUCCUAUCCUUUUCUGUUUGAAACGUGUCCUGCUUCUUGUUGGCUUGUUUUACACUGGUCUGCUGCCAUUCAUUCCCAUCAGGGAGGAAUUCUUAGAAAUUCCUAUGCCCUCAAUCAUCCUGAAGCUGAAAGAACCAGAGAAGAUGACAAGAAGCCAAAAAUUUGUUAUCUGGCUUGCUGAUGUAUUGUUAAUGAGGAAAGCAUUGUUUGAUCACCUCACUGCUCGGGGCAUUCAGGUGUAUAUUUGGGUACUGAAUGAAGAACAAGAAUAUAAGAGAGCAUUUGAUUUGGGAGCAACUGGAGUGAUGACGGACUAUCCAACAAAGCUCAAGGAGUUUUUACACAAUUAUUCAGCAUGAAGGGGGGAGGGGGGGAAAUCAAGCAAGACAUUACAAAGUGGACAGAGUGAGCCAAGGAUUUCGUUCCUUCAUCAGAAUUUUUUAGCACUAUAUAGAUAAAUCACUUGUCCAAUGGUGAAAGAUGUAAUUAGCUUGGUUAUGUUACCUCAAAUCAUUACAUGAUGUAGAGAUUGUAUAUAGUUCUAUUUAUUUAAAAUUUUAAUUGCAUAGUUUACAUUUGUAAAUAGAUUGUUUAGCAAGAGUACACUAUCCUAAUGGUGAUGUAUAGAAAGAAGGCGGUGGAUAAGGGUACUUGUAAAUAAUAUGCAGUAUUUUACCAGUCACAAAUUCCGAGCAUUCCAGUCAAAUGCUGUUGGGUAGAGAUUAAUGGCUGGCACUGUGUCAUUGUAAUUACAUCUCAUUGAUUGAGCUGGCUGUUGAUUUCCAGGUAAUCUGCAUUGAGGAAAAGAAACUAGCACACAGGAAAAGUAAGACAUUGGAUCUGUGGAUAUCUGGACAGAUUACCCUGCAAAGUGUAGUCAGUAAAGGUAGUAACUUACAGUAAUGUAUUUUGACUAAAACUAAAUCCUUAGACCAACAUAGGUUUACUUAAUUGCUUUUAUUAAUGAGAAUGUUGGAGUUAGUCUCCGGCUGUAAUUUGGACCUCUUUUUGGUGUAAUAAUAUCAAGUUCAGUCUAUAAAUCAUAGUAUUUUUAGAAUCUAGCCCUCCUUUCUGGAAUUAUCAUAUUGUUAUGUUAUUUUUUUUUUAAAGUUACUUAUUGUUGACACGGGCUGCAAUCUUUUUUGUCUAAAUCUGAAUUUAUAAAGCAAUUUUACUGCUUUAAAAUUAAAAAAGGUAGUUGUUUCCAGACUUGUUGUAUAAAUUGCAUAUAUUUGUAUAUCUUCAUUAAUUAGUUUAGGUUAAACUUGAAAGGUGCUAAAGAUGAAAAAUCCACAAAAGGAUUCAUUUCUCAGCUUUCUUUCAGUAUAACUAAAGAUCAUUUUUUUAAUAAUCUUUACCACAAUCAGAACCCUAUAGUUCUGGCUGGAGGUACCGUAGGGCUAAUCUGGAAUGAAUAACAGACUAAGUGUAGCUCACUUGGUAGAUAAUGCCCACAAUGCUACCUUGGCAAUUCGUUAGCCAGUUUUCCAGAAAAGGAGGGUUGCGCUUACCACUGAUUGAGGAAAACAGAAAUCAGUUCUGUGUUUAAAGUAAUCUUUACAAAGGGAAAAUUAAUGUUUAGAUUUUUUUCUUUUUUUCACUCCUGUAGUUCCAAAAGAGUUUGGAGAUAUUUUUAAAACUGCUGUUGAUGCCUAAUGUGAGCCAAGGGCCUCUUGGAGAGGAAUGUUGGUAGCAGAGGAAUUCUGAGAUACUUUAAUCUCGCUUUCUACACCAAUUUUGUUGAAUAUAUCUGCACAAAGACUUAGCACAGGAAUGAAAUGCUUGACUGAGAUGUUAAGGCACAAUCUCCAUUGGGUUGAUGGAUUGGAAAUCGUAUUUAAUGUGAGGAACCAAAGAUGAGACCAAAGAUUGGUCUGGGGACUUGGGAACAAUGAAGAAAACAGCCUUUAAAAAUAAUUUACCAAGAAGGACAAAUAUACAUUUUAAUGUGUAUUAUGAACCACUGGGUCAGCACUUGUUGUGUACAAUCCUUUAAACAGAUUUACUUAAUUGUCCUGCCUCUUCAAAAACAAAACACCCUUCCCUCCCUCCCCCCCCCCCCCCCCCCCCCCCCCCACCUUGCAAUACAUAUCUUGACAAUCAGAGUGGCAGUGGUUUGUAUUAGCUCUGUCUCAUCUUUAAGGGGAUUUUUUUCUCGAACCAAAAAUAAUAAAUUCAUUACACAUGAAAUUUAGACAUGCGCACUGAUGAAAUAAUGUUACUAGGAAAAGCCAGGAAAUCUAGAGUAUCGAGGGAAGGAGAUUGCCCUAGAAAUGCACACUCUCUCUUCCCGUUAUCACCAGCAGGAGUUGCAUCUGUAGGUCAAAUAAAGAUUGGAGCUUCUGAUUUC
Molecule: messenger RNA, 2978 nt
Organism: Gopherus flavomarginatus (Mexican gopher tortoise)
Lineage: Eukaryota; Metazoa; Chordata; Testudines; Testudinidae
Gene: GDPD1
Product: glycerophosphodiester phosphodiesterase domain containing 1
Exons: 10
Coding region: 46-987 (313 amino acids)
Biological process (GO): glycerophospholipid catabolic process; N-acylethanolamine metabolic process
Cellular component (GO): endoplasmic reticulum membrane
Molecular function (GO): phosphoric diester hydrolase activity; phosphatidylcholine lysophospholipase A1 activity
Source: RefSeq, a predicted model, not a curated record